Messenger RNA from Bursaphelenchus okinawaensis, 858 nucleotides. Lineage: Eukaryota; Metazoa; Nematoda; Chromadorea; Rhabditida; Aphelenchoididae. The record is from the annotation of a GenBank genome assembly.
AUGUCGUGCAUGGUGCUUCUGGUACUGUUGUGUUUGGGUAGGUUGGAGGCUUUCCUUUAACAAUUUCAAGUUUUUGGUUUUUAGUUUAAAAGCUUAUGAAAAAACCUUUUUAAGAUUUUUUUGGGUAAAAAUUCAGUUUUUUUGACUAAAAUUACGAAAAAUCAAAUUUUUUUAAAUUUUUUAAACUUCUUAACCAAUGCAUUACUAAAGACAAUUAUUUUAGUCCCAACUGCAAGCUGCGACAAUUAUUGUUAUCAGUGUGAAGAAGCUGAAGGAAUGGGAAAGGAUUGCAUGGAAGCCUCAGAAAAGAGCGGCGGAAAGUAUUGUCCGAAUGAUUUUUGUUACACAUUAUGGGGCCAUUCAAAAAUAGGUGACAAGGGUAAGGCGUAAAGUAGGGUAGGGUGGGGAGCGUAUGAUUAAAAGUAAUUUUUUUAAGUGGUCCUAGGAGUACAGCGCGGCUGCCUUCCCCACGCCAAAAAUAAGGUAGGUUUUUAAAAUAUUAGAGCGUUUUGUUCAUUUCUUCGUAUAAUAAAACUGUUUUGAUCCAGUCUAAAAAAAAUUUAGCUUUUAUUUCAGCGGUUGGUCCAGUGCAUAGACGUGACGAAUUAUUCGUUUUUUAACGAUUAUAAAAUAAACGGAACGUUGUGUAAAUGCAACGGAACACUCUGCAACUCGCGGGUAAAUCCAUUUCCGACUACCACCACCAUUACUUUGCCUACGACCACUACUACCCCUACCACUACAACCAAUGAGUUCGACUCGACUACUGACCCCGACGCUCCAGUGGCAUCAGCCAACGACUGGUCGCUCUCUGUUCUCACUCUACUGAUCCUUUACUGUACUUUCUAUGUGCUUUAG